Molecule: messenger RNA, 822 nt
Organism: Pecten maximus
Lineage: Eukaryota; Metazoa; Mollusca; Bivalvia; Pectinida; Pectinidae
Product: nuclear pore complex protein Nup98-Nup96-like
Exons: 1
Coding region: 1-822 (273 amino acids)
Source: RefSeq, a predicted model, not a curated record
AUGAUAGCGGUGUUUGGAAACUUACCUCAGAAUAUGAUAGCGGUGUUUGGAAACUUACCUCAGAAUAUGAUAGCGGUGUUUGGAAACUUACCUCGGAAUAUGAUAGCGCUGUUUGGAAACUUACUUCAGAAUAUCAUAGCGCUGUUUGGAAACUUACUUCAGAAUAUGAUAGCGCUGUUUGGAAACUUACUUCAGAAUAUGAUAGCGCUGUUUGGAAACUUACCUCGGAAUAUGAUAGCGCUGUUUGGAAACUUACUUCAGAAUAUGAUAGCGCUGUUUGGAAACUUACUUCAGAAUAUGAUAGCGCUGUUUGGAAACUUACUUCGGAAUAUGAUAGCGCUGUUUGGAAACUUACCUCGGAAUAUGAUAGCGCUGUUUGGAAACUUACCUCGGAAUAUGAUAGCGCUGUUUGGAAACUUACCUCGAAAUAUGAUAGCGCUGUUUGGAAACUUACCUCGGAAUAUGAUAGCGCUGUUUGGAAACUUACCUCGGAAUAUGAUAGCUCUGUUUGGAAACUUACCUCGGAAUAUGAUAGCGCUGUUUGGAAACUUACCUCGGAAUAUGAUAGCGCUGUUUGGAAACUUACCUCGGAAUAUGAUAGCGCUGUUUGGAAACUUACCUCGGAAUAUGAUAGCGUUGUUUGGAAACUUACCUCGGAAUAUGAUAGCGUUGUUUGGAAACUUACCUCGGAAUAUGAUAGCGCUGUUUGGAAACUUACCUCGGAAUAUGAUAGCGUUGUUUGGAAACUUUACAAAAGGAAACAUAUUGAACUACCAAAUAACAACCUGGAGUGGAAAACAAAAUGCAACAGUAUUGGCAUGA